AUGUCGUCAUCCAGCUUUGCAGGUGUGAAGCGGACGGCCUUGAGCUUCAAAGGCGAAGGUGGAAAGGAGAAGAAGAAGCGACGGACCAAGGUUGAAAAUGAGGAGCCAGUGGACGCAGAAGGGCAGGUCAGGGCUGCGGCCACAGAGUCGGAUGUCCCAGUAGUUCCAGGUUCAGGACGCAUUGUCACCAAUACCACGACGGUACAUGGUUUCGAGACCAAGUUCAAGGACGAGCUCGAGGUGGGCGACACCAUCAUGGUCCACCACCCUACAUCGUUGGAGGUGGAGCUGCGCAUGGUAGUCUCUGUUCUUUCCCAGCGCAGCAGCGUUUUACACCAAGCCUUCUCGAAGGCGGCCGUCUGGCCGGGCAGCCGGACUCAAGUUUUGAGACGACAAGUUUCCUGUUUAGACACAGAAAGGGACAGAGGGAGAGAGAGAGAGAGAAAGAGAGAGAGAGAGAGAGAAACACACACUGACUGA
This is a messenger RNA of Durusdinium trenchii, 480 nucleotides long. Lineage: Eukaryota; Dinophyceae; Suessiales; Symbiodiniaceae. The record is from the annotation of a GenBank genome assembly.